AUGACCCAUCACUCCCAACUGCCCCAUUCUCCCAUUCUCCCGUGGACAACUCAUUCUCCCUCUUUUCAUCACCCCGCCCCAUUCUCCCUCUUUCCAUCACCCCACCCCAUCCUUCUUCUUUCCAUCGCCCCGCCCCAUUCUUCCGCUUUUCAUCACCCCCUUUCCAUCACCCCGCCCCAUUCUCCCGCUUUCCAUCACCCCGCCCCAUUCUCCCGCUUUCCAUCACCCCGCCCCAUUCUCCCGCUUUCCAUCACCCCGCCCCCUUCUCCCUCCUUCCAUCACCCCGCCCCAUUCUCCCUCCUUCCAUCACCCCGCCCCAUUCUCCCGCUUUCCAUCAGCCCGCCCCAUUCUCCCGCUUUCCAUCACCCCGCCCCAUUCUCCCGCUUCCCAUCACCCCACCCCAUUCUCCCGCUUUCCAUCACCCCGCCACAUUUUCCCGCUUUCUAUCACCCCGCCCCAUUCUCCCUCCUUCCAUCACCCUGCCCCAUUCUCCCGCUUUCCAUCACCCCGCCCCAUUCUCCCGCUUUCCAUCACCCCGCCCCAUUCUCCCGCUUUCCAUCACCCCGCCCCAAUCUCCCGCUUUCCAUCAUCCCGCCCCAUUCUCCCUCCUUCCAUCACCCUGCCCCAUUCUCCCGCUUUCCAUCACUCCGCCCCAUUCUCCCUCCUUCCAUCACCCCGCCCCAUUCUCCCUCCUUCCAUCACCCCGCCCCAUUCUCCCGCUUUCCAUCACCCCGCCCCAUUCUCCCGCUUCCCAUAACCCCACCCCAUUCUCCCGCUUUCCAUCACCUCGCCACAUUCUCCCACUUUCCAUCACCCCGCCCCCUUCUCUCUCCUUCCAUCACCCCGCACCAUUCUCCCUCCUUCCAUCACCCCACCCCAUUCUCCCGCUCUUCAUCAGCCCGCCCCAUUCUCCCGCUUUCCAUCACCCCUCCCCUUUCUCCCGCUUUCCAUCUCCCCACCCCAUUCUCCCGCUUUCCAUCACCCCGCCCCUUUCUCUUGCUUUCCAUCACCCCGCCCCAUUCUUCCGCUUCCCAUCAUCCCGCCCCAUUCCCCUGCUUUCCAUCACCCCUCCCCAUUCUCCCUCCUUCCAUCACCCCGCCCCAUUCUCUCGCUUUCCAUCACCCCGCCCCAUUCUCCCGCUUUCCAUCACCCCGCCCCAUUCUCCCGCUUCCCAUAACCCCACCCCAUUCUCCCGCUUUCCAUCACCCCGCCACAUUCUCCCACUUUCCAUCACCCCGCCCCCUUCUCUCUCCUUCCAUCAACCCGCACCAUUCUACCUCCUUCCAUCACCCCGCCCCAUGCUCCCGCUUUCCAUCACCCCGCCCCAUUCUCCCGCUUUUCAUCACCCCGCCCCAUUCUCCCGCUUUCCAUCACCCCGCCCCAUUCUCCCGCUUUCCAUCACCCCGCCCCAUUCUCCCUCCUUCCAUCACCCCGCCUCAUUCUACCUCCUUCCAUCACCCCGCCCCAUGCUCCCGCUUUCCAUCACCCCGCCCCAUUCUCCCGCUUUUCAUCACCCCGCCCCAUUCUCCCGCUUUCCAUCACCCCGCCCCAUUCUCCCUCCUUCCAUCACCCCGCCUCAUUCUACCUCCUUCCAUCACCCCGCCCCAUGCUCCCGCUUUCCAUCACCCCGCCCCAUUCUCCCUCUUUUCAUCACCCCGCCCCAUUCUCCCACUUUCCAUCACCCGCCCCAUUCUCCCGCUUUCCAUCACCCCGCCCCAUUCUCCCGCUUUCCAUCACCCCGCCCCAUUCUCCCAUAACCCCGCCCCAUUCUCCCGCUUUCCAUCACCCCGCCCCAUUCUCCCGCUUUCCAUCACCCCGCCCCAUUCUCCCGCUUUCCAUCACCCCGCCCCAUUCUCCCGCUUUCCAUCACCCCGCCCCAUUCUCCUGCUUUCCAUCACCCCGCCCCUUUCUCCCUCUUUCCAUCACCCCGCCCCAUUCUCCCGCUUUCCAUCACCCCGCCCCAUUCUCCCGCUUUCCAUCACCCCACCCCAUUCUUCCGUUUUCCAUCACCGCGCCCUAUUCUCCCGCUUUCCAUCACCCCGCCCCAUUCUCAAGCUUUCCAUCACCCCGCCCCAUUCUCCUGCUUUCCAUCACCUCGCCCCAUUCUCCCGCUUUCCAUCACCCCGCCCUAUUCUCCCGCUUUCCAUCAUCCCGGCCCAUUCUCCCGUUUUCCAUCACCCCGUCCCAUUCUCCUGCUUUCCAUCACCCCGCCCUAUUCUCCCGCUUUCCAUCACCCCGCCCCAUACUCCCGCUUUCCAUCACCCCGUCCCAUUCUCCCUCUUUUCAUCACCCCGCCCCAUUCUCCCUCUUUCCACCACCCCGCCCCAUUCUCCCGCUUUCCAUCACCCCGGCCCAUUCUCCCUAUUUCCAUCACCCCGCUCCAUUCUCCCACUUUCCAUCACCCCGCCCCAUUCUCCCGCUUUCCUCUCCCUCUUUCCAUCACCCCGCCCCAUUCUCCCUAUUUCCAUCACCCUGCCCCAUGCUCCCUCUUUCCAUCACCCCGCCCCAUCCUCCCUAUUUCCAUCACCCCGCCCCAUUCUUCCGCUUUCCAUCACCCCGCCCCAUUCUCCAGCUUACCAUCACCCCGCCCCAUUCUCCCGCUUUCCAUCACCCCGCCCCAUUCUCCCGCUUUCCAUCAACCCGCCCAAUUCUCCCGCUUUCCAUCUCCCCGCCCCAUUCUCCCGCUUUCCAUCACCCCGCCCCAUUCUCCUGCUUUCCAUCACCCCACCCCAUUCUCCCGCUUUCCACCACCCCGCCCCAUUCUCCCGCUUUCCAUCACCCCGCCCCAUUCUCCCGCUUUCCAUCACCCCACCCCAUCCUCCCACCUUCCAUCACCCCGCCCCAUUCUCCCUCCUUCCCAUCACCCCAAACCAUUCUCCCGCUUUCCAUCACCCCACCCCACUCUCCCGCUUUCCAUCACCCCGCCCCAUUCUCUCGCUUUCCAUCACCCCGCCCCAUUCUCCCGCUUUCCAUCACCCCGCCCCAUUCUCCCGCUUUCCAUCACCCCUCCCCAUUCUUCCUCCUUCCAUCACCCCGCCCCAUUCUCCUUCCUUCCAUCACCCCGCCCCAUUCUCCCACUUUCCAUCACCCCGCCCCAUUUUCCCGUUUUCCAUCACCCCGCCCCAUUCUCCCGCUUUCCAUCACCCCUCCCCAUUCUCGUUGCUUCCAUCACCCCGCCCCAAUCUCCCUCCUUCCAUCACCACGCCCCAUUCUCCCGCUUUCCAUGACCCCGCCCCAUUGUACCGCUUUCCAUCACCACGCCCCAUUCUCCCGCUUUCCAUCACCCUGCCCCAUUCUCCCAUCACCCCGCCCCAUUCUCCCGCUUUCCAUCACCCCGCCCCAUUCUCCCGCUUUCCAUCACUCCGCCCCAUUCUCCCGCUUAUCAUCGCCCCGAAACAUUCUCCUGCUUUCCAUCACCCCGCCCCAAUCUCCCUCUUUCCAUCAACCCACCCCAUUCUUCCUCCUUCCAUCUCCCCGCCCCAUUCUCCUGCCUUCAAUCACCCCGCCCCAUUCUCCCGCUUUCCAUCACCCCGCCCCAUUUUCCUGUUUUCCAUCACCCCGCCCCAUUCUCCUGCUUUCCAUCACCCCGCCCCAUUCUCCCGUUUUCCACCACCCCGCCCCAUUCUCCCGCUUUCCAUCACCUUUCCCAUUCUCCCGCUUUCCAUCACCCCACCCCAUCCUCCCACCUUCCAUCGACCCGCCCCAUUCUCCUUCCAUCCAUCACCCCGCCCCAUUCUCCUUCCUUCCAUCACCCCGCCCCAUUCUCCCACUUUCCAUCACCCCGCCCCAUUUUCCCGUUUUCCAUCACCCCGCCCCAUUCUCCCGCUUUCCAUCACCCCUCCCCAUUCUCGUUGCUUCCAUCACCCCGCCCCAAUCUCCCUCCUUCCAUCACCACGCCCCAUUCUCCCGCUUUCCAUGACCCCGCCCCAUUGUACCGCUUUCCAUCACCACGCCCCAUUCUCCCGCUUUCCAUCACCCCGCCCCAUUCUCCCAUCACCCCGCCCCAUUCUCCCGCUUUCCAUCACCCCGCCCCAUUCUCCCGCUUUCCAUCACUCCGCCCCAUUCUCCCGCUUAUCAUCGCCCCGAAACAUUCUCCUGCUUUCCAUCACCCCGACCCAAUCUCCCUCUUUCCAUCAACCCACCCCAUUCUUCCUCCUUCCAUCUCCCCGCCCCAUUCUCCUGCCUUCCAUCACCCCACCCCAUUCUCCCGCUUUCCAUCACCCCGCCCCAUUUUCCCGUUUUCCAUCACCCCGCCCCAUUCUCCUGCUUUCCAUCACCCUACCCCAUUCUCCCGCUUUCCACCACCCCGCCCCAUUCUCCCGCUUUCCAUCACCCCGCCCCAUUCUCCCGCUUUCCAUCACCCCACCCCAACCUCCCACCUUCCAUCACCCCGCCCCAUUCCCCCUCCUUCCCAUCACCCCAAACCAUUCUCCCGCUUUCCAUCACCCCACCCCAUUCUCCCGCUUUCCAUCACCCCGCCCCAUUCUCUCGCUUUCCAUCACCCCGCCCCAUUCUCCUGCUUUCCAUCACCCCGCCCCAUUCUCCCGCUUUCCAUCACCCCUCCCCAUUCUCCCUCCUUCCAUCACCCCGCCCCAUUCUCCUUCCUUCCAUCACCCCGCCCCAUUCUCCCACUUUCCAUCACCCCGCCCCAUUUUCCCGUUUUCCAUCACCCCGCCCCAUUCUCCCGCUUUCCAUCACCCCUCCCCAUUCUCGUUGCUUCCAUCACCCCGCCCCAAUCUCCCUCCUUCCAUCACCACGCCCCAUUCUCCCGCUUUCCAUGACCCCGCCCCAUUGUACCGCUUUCCAUCACCCCGCCCCAUUCUCCCGCUUCCUAUCACCCAGCCUCAUUCUCCCGCUUUCCAUCACCCCGUCCCAUUCUCCCUCCUUCCAUCACCCCGCCCCAUUUUCCCUCCUUCCAUCACCCCGCCCGAUUCUCUUGCCUUCCAUCACCCCGUCCUAUUCGCCCGCUUUCCAUCACCCCUCCCCAUUCUCGCGCUUUCCAUCAUCCUGCCCCAUUCUCCCGCUUUCCAUCAACCCGCCCCAUUCUCCCGCUUUCCAUCACCCCGCCUCAUUCUCCCUCCUUCCAUCACCCCACCUUAUUCUCCCGCUUUCCAUUACCCCGCCCCAUUCUCCCGCUUUCCAUCAACCCGCCCCAUUCUCCCGCUUUCCAUCACCCCGCCCCAUUCUCCCGCUUUCCAUCACCCCGCCCCACUCUCCCGCUUUCCAUCACCCUGCCCUAUUCUCCCGCUUUCCAUCACCCCGCCCCAUUCUACCGAUUUCCAUCACCCCGCCCCAUUCUCCCGCUUUCCAUCACCCCGCCCCAUUCUCCCGCUUUCCCUCACCCUGCCCCACUUUCCAUCACCCCGCCCCAAUCUCCCUCCUUCCAUCACCCCACCCCAUUCUCCCGCUUUCCAUCACCCCGCCCCAUUCUCCCGCUUUCCAUCACCCCGCCCCAUUCUCCCGCUUUCCAUCACCCCACCCCAACCUCCCACCUUCCAUCACCCCGCCCCAUUCCCCCUCCUUCCCAUCACCCCAAACCAUUCUCCCGCUUUCCAUCACCCCACCCCAUUCUCCCGCUUUCCAUCACCCCGCCCCAUUCUCUCGCUUUCCAUCACCCCGCCCCAUUCUCCUGCUUUCCAUCACCCCGCCCCAUUCUCCCGCUUUCCAUCACCCCUCCCUAUUCUCCCUCCUUCCAUCACCCCGCCCCAUUCUCCUUCCUUCCAUCACCCCGCCCCAUUCUCCCACUUUCCAUCACCCCGCCCCAUUUUCCCGUUUUCCAUCACCCCGCCCCAUUCUCCCGCUUUCCAUCACCCCUCCCCACUCUCGUUGCUUCCAUCACCCCGCCCCAAUCUCCCUCCUUCCAUCACCACGCCCCAUUCUCCCGCUUUCCAUGACCCCGCCCCAUUGUACCGCUUUCCAUCACCCCGCCCCAUUCUCCCGCUUCCUAUCACCCAGCCUCAUUCUCCCGCUUUCCAUCACCCCGUCCCAUUCUCCCUCCUUCCAUCACCCCGCCCCAUUUUCCCUCCUUCCAUCACCCCGCCCGAUUCUCUUGCCUUCCAUCACCCCGUCCUAUUCGCCCGCUUUCCAUCACCCCUCCCCAUUCUCGCGCUUUCCAUCAUCCUGCCCCAUUCUCCCGCUUUCCAUCACCCCGCCCCAUUCUCCCGCUUUCCAUCACCCCGCCUCAUUCUCCCUCCUUCCAUCACCCCACCUUAUUCUCCCGCUUUCCAUUACCCCGCCCCAUUCUCCCGCUUUCCAUCAACCCGCCCCAUUCUCCCGCUUUCCAUCACCCCGCCCCAUUCUCCCGCUUUCCAUCACCCCGCCCCACUCUCCCGCUUUCCAUCACCCUGCCCCAUUCUCCCGCUUUCCAUCACCCCGCCCCAUUCUACCGAUUUCCAUCACUCCGCCCCAUUCUCCCGCUUUCCAUCACCCCGCCCCAUUCUCCCGCUUUCCCUCACCCUGCCCCAGUCUCCCGCACUCCAUAGCCCUGCCCUAUUCUCCCGCUUUCCAUCACCUCGCCCCCUUCUCCAGCUUUCCAUCACCCCGCCCCAAUCUCCCUCCUUCCAUCACCCCACCCCAUUCUCCCGCUUUCCAUCACCCCGCCCCAUUCUCCCGCUUUCCAUCACCCCGCCCCAUUCUUCCUAUUUCCAUCACCCUUCCCCAUGCUCCCUCGUUCCAUCACCCCGCCCCAUCCUCCCUAUUUCAAUCACCCCGCCCCAUUCUUCCGCUUUCCAUCACCCCGCCCCAUUCUCCAGCUUACCAUCACCCCGCCCCAUUCUCCCGCUUUCCAUCACCCCGCCCCGUUCUCCAGCUUUCCAUCACCCCGCCCCAUUCUCCCGCUUUCCAUCAACCCGGCCAAUUCUCCCGCUUUCCAUCAUCCCACCCCAUUCUCCCGCUUUCCAUCACCCCGCCCCAUUCUCCCGCUUUCCAUCACCCCGCCCCAUUCUCCCGCUUUCCAUCACCCCGCCCCAUUCUCCCGCUUUCCAUCACCCCGCCCCAUUCUUCCGUUUUCCAUCACCCCGCCCCAUUCACCCCGCCCCAUUCUCCCUCUUUCCAUCAACCCGCCCCAUUCUCCCGCUUUUUUUUCACCCCGCCCCAUUCUCCCUCUUUCCAUCACCCCACCCCAUUCUUCCGCUUUUCAUCACCCUGCCCCAUUCUCCCUCUUUCCAUCACCCCGCCCCAUUCCCCCUCUUUCCAUCAGCCCGCCCCAUUCUCCCACUUUUCUUCACCCCGCCCCAUUCUUCCGCUUUUCAUCACCCCGCCCCAUUCUCCCGCUUUCCAUCACCUCGCCCCAUUCUCCCGCUUUCCAUCACCCCGCCCCAUUCUCCCGCUUUCCAUCACCCUGCCCCGUUCUCCCGCUUUCCAUCACUCCGCCCCAUUCUCCCGCUUUCCAUCACCCCGCCCUAUUCUCAAGCUUUCCAUCACCCCGCCCCAUUCUCCCGCUUUCCAUCACCCCGCCCCAUUCUCCCGCUUUCCAUCACCCCGCCCCAUUCUCCCGCUUUCCAUCACCCCGCCCCAUUCUCCCGCUUUCCAUCACCCCGCCCCAUUCUCCCGCUUUCCAUCACCCCGCCCCAUUCUCCUGCUUUCCAUCACCCCGCCCCUUUCUCCCUCUUUCCAUCACCCCGCCCCAUUCUCCCGCUUUCCAUCACCCCGCCCCAUUCUCUCGCUUUCCAUCACCCCACUCCAUUCUCCCGUUUUCCAUCACCCCGCCCCAUUCUCCCGCUUUCCAUCACCCCGCCCCAUUCUCAAGCUUUCCAUCACCCCGCCCCAUUCUCCUGCUUUCCAUCACCUCGCCCUAUUCUCCCGCUUUCCAUCACCCCGCCCUAUUCUCCCGCUUUCCAUCACCCCGGCCCAUUCUCCCGUUUUCCAUCACCCCGUCCCAUUCUCCUGCUUUCCAUCACCCCACCCUAUUCUCCCGCUUUCCAUCACCCCGCCCCAUUCUCCCGCUUUCCAUCACCCCGUCCCAUUCUCCCUCUUUUCAUCACCCCGCCCCAUUCUCCCUCUUUCCACCACCCCGCCCCAUUCUCCCGCUUUCCAUCACCCCGGCCCAUUCUCCCUAUUUCCAUCACCCCGCUCCAUUCUCCCACUUUCUAUCACCCCGCCCCAUUCUCCCGCUUUCCGUCACCCCGCCCCAUUCUCCCGCUUUCCAUCACCCCGCCCCAUUCUCCCUCUUUCCAUCACCUUGCCCCAGUCUCCCUCUUUCCAUCACCCCGCCCCAUUCUCCCUAUUUCCAUCACCCUGCCCCAUGCUCCCUCUUUCCAUCACCCCGCCCCAUCCUCCCUAUUUCCAUCACCCCGCCCCAUUCUUCCGCUUUCCAUUUCCCCGCCCCAUUCUCCAGCUUACCAUCACCCCGCCCCAUUCUCCCGCUUUCCAUCACCCCGCCCCAUUCUCCCGCUUUCCAUCAACCCGCCCAAUUCUCCCGCUUUCCAUCUCCCCGCCCCAUUCUCCCGCUUUCCAUCACCCCGCCCCAUUCUCCCGCUUUCGAUCACCCCGCCCCAUUCUCCCGCUUUCCAUCACCCCGCCCCAUUCUCCCGCUUUCCAUCACCCCGCCCCAUUCUUCCGCUUUCCAUCACCCCGCCCCAUUCACCCUGCCCCAUUCUCCCUCUUUCCAUCAACCCACCCCAUUCUCCCGCUUUUCUUCACCCCGCCCCAUUCUCCCUCUUUCCAUCACCCCACCCCAUUCUUCCGCUUUUCAUCACCCUGCCCCAUUCUCCCUCUUUCCAUCACCCCGCCCCAUUCCCCCUCUUUCCAUCAGCCCGCCCCAUUCUCCCGCUUUUCUUCAUCCCGCCCCAUUCUUCCGCUUUUCAUCACCCCGCCCCAUUCUCCCGCUUUCCAUCACCCCGCCCCAUUCUCCCGCUUUCCAUCACCCCGCCCCAUUCUCCCGCUUUCCAUCACCCUGCCCCGCUCUCCCGCUUUCCAUCACUCCGCCCCAUUCUCCCGCUUUCCAUCACCCCGCCCUAUUCUCAAGCUUUCCAUCACCCCGCCCCAUUCUCCCGCUUUCCAUCACCCCGCCCCAUUCUCCCGCUUUCCAUCACCCCGCCCCAUUCUCCCGCUUUCCAUCACCCCGCCCCAUUCUCCUGCUUUCCAUCACCCCGCCCCAUUCUCCGUCUAUCCAUCACCCCGCCCCAUUCUCCCGCUUUCCAUCACCCCGCCCCUUUCUCCCUCUUUCCAUCACCCCGCCCCAUUCUCCCGCUUUCCAUCACCCCGCCCCAUUCUCCCGCUUUCCAUCACCCCACCCCAUUCUCCCGUUUUCCAUCACCCCGCCCCAUUCUCCCGCUUUCCAUAACCCCGCCCCAUUCUCCCUCUUUUCAUCACCCCGCCCCGUUCUCCCUCUUUCCAUCACCCCACCCCAUCCUUCCUCUUUCCAUCGCCCCACCCCAUUCUUCCGCUUUUCAUCACCCCGUCCCAUUCUCCCUCUUUCCAUCACCCCUCCCCAUUCUCCCGCUUUCCAUCACCCCGCCCCAUUCUCCCGCUUUCCAUCACCCCGCCCCAUUCUCCCGCUUUCCAUCACCCCGCCCCAUUCUCCCUCCUUCCAUCACCCCGCCUUAUUCUCCCGCUUUCCAUAACCCCGCCCCAUUCUCCCGCUUUCCAUCACCCCUCCCCAUUCUCCCGCUUUACAUCACCCCGCCCCAUUCUCCCGCUUUCUAUCACCCUGCCCCAUUCUCCCGCUUUCCAUCACCCUGUCCCAUUCUCCCGCUUUCCAUCACCCCGCCCCAUUCUCCCGCUUUCUAUCACCCCGACCCAUUCUCCCUCCUUCCAUCACCCCGCCCCAUUCUCCAUCCUUCCAUCACCCCGCCCUAUUCUCCCUCCUUACAUCACCCCGCCCCAUUCUCCCUCUUUCCACCACCUCGCCCCAUUCUCCCGCAUUCGAUCACCACGCCCCAUUCUCCCUCCUUCCAUCACCCCACCCCAUUCUCCCGCUUUCCAUCACUCCGCCCCAUUCUCCCGCAUUCCAUCACACCACCCCAUUCUCCCGCUUUCCAUCACCCCUCCCCAUUCUCCUGCCUUCCAUCACCCUGCCCCAUUCUCCCGCUUUCCAUCACCCCGCCCCAUUUUCCCGUUUUCCAUCACCCCGCCCCAUUCUCCUGCUUUCCAUCACCCCGCCCCAUUCUCCCGCUUUCCAUCACCCCGCCCCAUUCUCCCGCUUUCCAUCACCCCGCCCCAUUCUCCCGCUUUCCAUAA
Closterium sp. NIES-65 is the source of this 10179-nucleotide messenger RNA. Lineage: Eukaryota; Viridiplantae; Streptophyta; Zygnematophyceae; Desmidiales; Closteriaceae. The record is from the annotation of a GenBank genome assembly.